Danio aesculapii is the source of this 1156-nucleotide messenger RNA. RefSeq names its product gastrula zinc finger protein XlCGF8.2DB-like. The transcript has 3 exons. NCBI's taxonomy places the organism in Eukaryota, Metazoa, Chordata, Actinopteri, Cypriniformes, Danionidae. The record is from RefSeq and is a predicted model, not a curated record. Bases 107 to 1156 code for a protein of 349 amino acids. Gene Ontology annotation, molecular function: RNA polymerase II cis-regulatory region sequence-specific DNA binding; DNA-binding transcription factor activity. Gene Ontology annotation, biological process: regulation of transcription by RNA polymerase II.
AAGGCUGCGCCGCUAGCACACUGUGAUUCAACUGGAGAAAGGAUAAAGUGUCCAAACACAGAGAAAAACUCCUGCUGAAGCGACUGAACUCCACACUGUUAUAAAGAUGGCGUUUAUUAAAGAGGAGAGUGAAGAUGUGAAGAUUGAAGAAACAUUCAGAGUCAAACAGGAAGAUCGGCAGGAACAAACAGACCUAAUUGAAGAGAAUGAGGGGAGUAAAGAGGAGGAACAUCAUGUCAAAAUUGAGGAAAAAACUCAUUUUCAGACUGAUGGUAUUUUGAAAAGGAGAGACAAGAAUUUUUUCACCUGCACUCAGUGUGGAAAGAGUUUUGGAAGACAAAGCAGUCUUAAAAUUCACAUGAGGAUCCACACUGGAGAAAAACCAUUCACAUGCACUCAGUGUGGAAUGAGUUUCAUCCAAUCAUCACACCUUAAUAAUCACAUGAAAAUCCACACUGGAGAGAAACCAUUCGCAUGCACUCAGUGUGUGAAGAGUUUCAGCAUAUCGUCAUCCCUUAAUCUACACAUGAGGAUCCACACUGGAGAGAACCCUUUCAAAUGCACUCAGUGUGGGAAGAGUUUCAGCCAAUCAGCACACCUUAAUGAACACAUGAUGAGCCACACUGGAGAGAAACCAUUCACAUGCACUCAGUGUGGGAAGAGUUUCAGCAUAUCAUCAUCCCUUAAUGGUCACAUGAGGAUCCACACUGGAGAGAAACCAUUUACAUGCACUCAGUGUGGGAAGAGUUUCAGCCAAUCAUCAUCCCUUAAUAGACACAUGAGGAUCCACACUGGAGAUAAGCCAUUCACAUGCACUCAGUGUGGGAGGAGUUUCAGCUGCUCAUCAUCCCUUAAUAGUCACAUGAGGAUCCACUCUCGAGAGAAACCAUUCACAUGCACUCAGUGUGGGAAGAGUUUCAGCAUAUCAUCAUCCCUUAAUAGUCACAUGAGGAUCCACACUGGAGAGAAACCUUUCACAUGCACUCAGUGUGGGAAGAGUUUCAGCAUAUCAUCAUCCCUUAAUAGUCACAUGAGGAUCCACACUGGAGAGAAACCAUUUACAUGCACUCAGUGUGGGAAGAGUUUCAGCCAAUCAUCAUCCCUUAAUAGACACCUGAGGAUCCACACUGGAAAGAAACCAUUCACUUUCACUUAA